Messenger RNA from Alexandromys fortis (reed vole), 2332 nucleotides. It is a transcript of the gene Leprot, whose product is annotated as leptin receptor overlapping transcript. Bases 313 to 645 code for a protein of 110 amino acids. The transcript has 4 exons. The record is from RefSeq and is a predicted model, not a curated record. NCBI's taxonomy places the organism in Eukaryota, Metazoa, Chordata, Mammalia, Rodentia, Cricetidae. Gene Ontology annotation, biological process: negative regulation of growth hormone receptor signaling pathway; late endosome to vacuole transport via multivesicular body sorting pathway. Gene Ontology annotation, cellular component: endosome.
GCUGAGCGUGCGGGCUCUUGCAGACCCCGGCCUCCCGGGUGCGCUGCAGCGGUGUUUCGCGGACCCUAUAAACGGUCGCGCCCACGCCCGCCAGACCCCUAGUGGGGUCUUCCCCUGUGGGAUGUGCAUUCCCCUGUCGCCUCCUAGGCUUGUCAGUUCUCCGCAGGUCACACCAGGGUCCCACAACCUCACCUUCCUGCUCCUCCGCAGUUUCCUGUGGCUUACAGAGAAGCCUUUGUCUCCAGGCUGGGUGUUGGAAACUUGGCUCUCGUGGCACUGUCCUUCAGCGGGGCUAUUGGACUGACUUUUCUUAUGCUGGGGUGUGCCUUGGAGGACUAUGGCGUUUACUGGCCUCUGUUCGUCUUGCUUUUCUACGUCAUCUCGCCCGUCCCCUACUUCAUUGCCAAGCGGGUCACAUAUGACUCCGAUGCGACCAGCAGUGCCUGUCGGGAGCUGGCGUAUUUCUUCACGACUGGGAUUGUUGUUUCUGCUUUUGGAUUUCCCGUUAUUCUGGCUCGCGUGUCUGUGAUCAAGUGGGGAGCCUGUGGCCUUGUGCUGGCUGGCAAUGCUGUCAUUUUCCUCACGAUUCAAGGCUUUUUCCUCGUCUUCGGAAGAGGAGAUGAUUUCAGUUGGGAACAGUGGUAGCGCUUUAUUCUGACGGAAAGCAUCGAGUCUCUUAGUAUUUGUACUGUACGUAUACACGUGUGCACAUGUGGUGUUUUCUUACGGAUUUUAAUACGCUGAGUUUUUUAUACCUUUAUGUCGUGAUCAUCCGAGGGAAGAUGCUGUAAACGAAAGAUGAGGUUUAUUUGUAACAAACAGGUCAUUCCAUCGGCUCCGAUUUUUCUCGGGAUGUGCUGGGGCAGAUGGGUUAAAGCCCAGGAGAACUGGCAUUCUCGUGUACACUGUAGGCUCAUCUCAGAGUCUCAUCCACACAGAGCAUCAACAUCUGCCAGGAGCUUAUCGGGGAUGAAGGAUCUGAAGCCCCCGUUAGACCAGGUGCAUUUGAUGGGACUCCACCUUCUCACGUGCAUGUUAUCCCAGAGGAGUAAGCAUCAUAUCCAGCUCCCCGUCUUCUCCUUGACACAACCAUGUAAUCUGUGGGGGUUUCAUGCUCAUUUGCAAAAAAAAAAAAAAAAAUCCUGCCCCUUGUUAAAAACAAGUUCAGACUCUUGGUGUUUCGAAAAUGUCUAAACCUAUAAUAUCUGUGAUGUUCCUCAACUUUUGGGGGACCUGGGUAGGGUGUGGUGGCAUGCAUGCCUCUAAUCCCAGCACUCAGGAGGCAGAAGUAGGCAGAUCUCUGUGAAUUUGAGGUCAGCCUGGGCUACAAAGUGAAUUCCAGGACAGCCAAGGCUACACAGAGAAACCCUGUCUCAAAAAACAAAAGACAAAAAAAAAAAAAAAAAAAAAAAAAAAAAAAAAAAAAAAAAAAAAAAAAAAAAAAAAAAAAAAAAAAAAAAAAAAAAAAAAAAAAAAAAAAAAAAAAAAAAAAAAAAAAAGAGCAAGCAACAACAAAACAUUGGGGGAACCUCUUUUUAGGAGGGAACAAUUAAGUCCUCACAUCAUUUAAAGGUCAAUAGCUGUUUGCACAGAAUAAGUUACAAAAUCACCCAAAAGCCCCUCUGGGAUGCAGGGAGGGAAGCUGGACUGGAACCCAUUCCUGCUUUAAGUGGAGGAGAACACAGACAAUUCUUUGAAAUUUCCUUUUAAACUUUGUACUUCCCUGUCCCUUUCCGGUGUCUCCUGUCCCUGCCCCAUUUGUGCUUGCUGGCGCUGGCCUCUCCUGGAGGUGUGUGAGGGUCAGGAGCAAGCAGAGGGUGAGGGCUUCUUUGGGUUUAUGUUGGUGCCCUUUUUGUCCUUUGUGUCGAACUUGAUGUCGCCUCCACAGGAAGCACGGGGAUCCACCCCAAAUUGGUUCUUAUAAACCAUUUUUCUAGCCCAUCCUUUUUUUAUCUGCGACCUAUCGGGAGAAGGAAGCGAAAACAGCCACGUCCUGAGGACGCCGACAGCGGUCAGCGGAGCUGCAGCAUUAGUGUUGGUAGCUGGCGAGUGUCCAGAGCACUGGACCCUUGUGGCUUGUGGUCUGAGGACUCAACACACCGUCUCCAGGUGGUGCGACACUGCGACCAGCAGACGGACAGACAGCGGACAGCGUGCAAUGUUACCCUUUGGCCUUGUGCAUGAUACUAUGUUUUCAAUAUUUUGUGCACUUAUAGAAUUGUUGUCGUUUCUAGUAUUGACAUUAGAAAAAUUAUUUAGAUACUUGAUCAUUUUAACCAGCAUUUUUAAUCAUGACACUUGCUAUUGCAAUAAAUUAGACUUUCAACACUGA